Molecule: messenger RNA, 8232 nt
Organism: Girardinichthys multiradiatus
Lineage: Eukaryota; Metazoa; Chordata; Actinopteri; Cyprinodontiformes; Goodeidae
Gene: pcnx1
Product: pecanex 1
Exons: 36
Coding region: 164-7138 (2324 amino acids)
Cellular component (GO): membrane
Source: RefSeq, a predicted model, not a curated record
UGGGUUAGCAUCAGAGAAGAUGGCUGCAGAAGGGAUUUUUCAGGCCACUGGCUGAAAACAGAGCAUCGUUUGUCAUGUUGAGCGACGAGUAGCCAGCGUGUCAGCCCGGUUGUUCCAUAGGUCGGUUCCGCCCGGAUUAUUUGGAGGAAGGGGAUCGAACAACAUGGGGUCGCAGACUCUCCAGAUCCUGAGGCAGGGGGUCUGGGCUUCAGUCACAGGCGGAUGGUACUACGACCCCGAUCAGAACACAUUCGUCAACGCUUUACAUCUCUACAUCUGGCUGUUUCUGCUAUGUUUCCCCUUCACGCUGUACAUGGCCCUGCCUCCCACUAUGGUAAUAGUUGGGAUCUACUGUGGUGUGAUUGCUGCCAUGUUCCUGCUGUUGAAGACGGUGAAUUACCGUCUCCACCAUGCCCUGGAUGAGGGCGAGGUCGUGGAGCACCAGGCCAAGGAGAACCAGAUCCGCAGAGGGGGGACGGAGGGGGCUAAUGACGGCAGCGCCACCCGUCGGGAGGACAGCAACGGCCCGGGGGAUCCUGGAGGGGGUAUAGAAAUGGCAGAUUUUAUCCCACAAGAGACUCCACCAGUGGACUGCAGUUCAAGAAAUUCCUAUAUUGGGAUGGAGUCUAAUCAGAUUGCAUCAGCGCACGGAAGAGCAACGGGUGUCAAAGGAGAUGUGGGAAAGGUCUCAGAUGACAUCAGUUUGACUCUGAUUGAGAGCUGCAGUCAUGAUCAUGAUCUGCUGUCAGAAACAAAGAUGUACUGCCUCGUUCCCAACGAUUCCUUUGCCUCACUGCAGCCAUCCACCUCCUUGUGUCCUUCCGAGCUGUCUAGAGAGGCUGGUGACAUAUGUAACUCUGCAGCUUAUCAAUUCAGCUUGUCACACUCCUCUUGUGACACAGAGGUGACCCCUCAUGCAUCCAUGCAGUCUCAGGCCUUUAGGAAGGAGCUCCGUUCUCGGGGUGUGCCUCGGACCUCGAGCUCGUCGGGCUCUGCUUUUCCCGACCCCUGCCUACCAGACUUUAUUCUAUAUCCUCCACCCAGGAGAGGCGGUCUCGACACAGUGUGUGAGCUCGAGGCUGCAAGACCACACAGGCCAGCACUGUGUGACAGAGAGCAGCUUUACCAGCGGGACCAAGCUGUGCCCUCCACCUCAGGAGAAGAGCGCUGCAGGCACAAAGAAUCGCAUAUAGUGGCCCGCUCUGCCUCCAGAGAGGCGGGGGAAGGCAGCUCAGGGCUCUACCAGGUGGAGGUAGGUGCUGGUAGGAAAGGCUCAGUUGGAGGUGGAAAAUCUCACACAGGAGAGCGAAGUGCUGAUAGCUUGAGGAGCCUGAGUACCCGCAGCAGUGGCUCCACUGAGAGCUACUGCAGUGGGACGGACAGGGAUACCAACAGCACUGUCAGCAGCUUUCACAGUGAACAGACCAGUUCUACGCACGUGGAGAGCCUGCUCUCACUUUCAGGAGAUGAGCACGGACGGGAAAGAGAGGCUCUACCCUCUCCUGCAGACGGCCGGAAUUCUAGCCUCGGCAGUAUUGUCUCUCGAGGUCUCAGCAAUGUUCCCUCUCGGGAGGCCAAUAAAAACCCUCAUGCUAAUGAGCUAACUGCUAACCAGACUGCAGGCUCAACUGCUACUUCUGUAACACAGGAGCAAGUGGAACCUGGCGAAAGCACAGAGGAACCUGGCAUCAGGACAAGCGCAGAUGGCUCGUCGAGUGUAGCUGGGACAGAGCAGAAUAAAGCGAAAGACGAUGGUCAGCUAAAACCCGAAGGCAGUGUUCAGCGGACUUCCUCACUUUCAGCUGGGCGCCGAGGACGGCGGCACGGAGGGAAGAAAAGAGCGAGCAGUUUUGAUGCUAGCCGACGCCGGGACUGCAUGUCCUUGCGUGGAAUGGCUAAACCCUGUAGUGCUGUCUUUACUGGAGGAGGAGAUGACGACUAUAGUGAUAAAAGUGAACUCAGUUGUGCCUCCAGUCUCCACUCCACCAACCAUCUAAGUACAGACAGCUCAUCCAGCACCACCUCCCGCUCCUGCCUCUCACCAGAGGGUCAUUUCAAGAACCUGAAAACCAAGCAUCCUGGUGUCACCUCCUGCUCCUCCACAGUAAAAGAUCCAGGAGGGUCUGAGGUGGAGGUGCGACCCAGAGGGAAGCGCCGUGCUUCCCGCCGUACUCCCAGCACUGGUAGUGCUAAAACGCAUGCCAGAGUGUUGAGUCUGGACAGCGGCACCGCCGCUUGCCUUAAUGAUCCCAACCGCUUAGGAGCUCCGCCUGGGCCCCGGCCCCUCACCACCUCCAAGUCGGAUUUGGAAGCCAAAGAAGGGGAAGUCCUUGAUGCUGCAUCUCUGCUGGGUCGGGCCUCCCAGCUGGAAUCAGUGACCCGCUCCAGGAACAGCCUGCCCAACCAGACAGCUUUUAGUGAGCCUCAGGAUGCGACUGCAGCUUCACUUCGAGCACCAGGAAGUGAGGAGACGGUCAUAUUCCGUCGGGAACGUAGCACGUUUCGUCGGCAGGCCGUGAGACGGCGGCACAACGCAGGAAGUAACCCCACCCCUCCCACCUCGCUCAUUGGAUCUCCUCUCAGUCUUCAGGAGGCUCUCAGCCAGGCCUCCCAGCCUUCUUCCUCUCUGGUGAAAACUCAGCCAUCCAGAACCCCUUCGCAGGUGACAGUGCUGAGUGCAAGCGUCUCCCUGCUGGCCAGGAAUGGAAGCGCACACCUGGAGGGUUCUCAGGACAAGGCCUCCACUGUGGGCGCCACCAGCUUACAAGAUGACUUUGGAAAGCUCACUCCCUCCUUGUAUGAGGCCGGCGGAUGUGACAUGUCCCUGGUCAAUUUUGAACCUGCAACCAGACGAGCCUCCAAUAACCUGUGGGAUACCGACUCCCACCUCUCCAGUUCUACCUCAGUUCGUUUCUACCCUCAUGACCUGAUCCGUCUAAACCACCUGCUGACCAUGGACCCAGAGCUACUGGAGCAGCAAGACGGAGACUUGAGCCCGGAGCUGCAGGAUGCACCGUUGGGACAAGAGAACGCUGCAGCCUCUGCUCCUGCUGGCAAAGCCAAGCAGUAUUACCGCCUGUGGCUUCUCCCUUACUUGUGGGUCGGCCUGCAUUUUGACCGGCUUACCCUGCUGGCACUGUUCGACAGGAACCGUGAGGUCUUGGAAAAUGUGUUGUCCAUGGUCCUGGCCAUCCUUGUGGCCUUCCUGGGCUCCGUGCUGCUCGUCCACGGGUUCUUCACCGACAUCUGGGUCUUUCAGUUCUGCCUUGUCAUCGCAAGUUGCCAGUAUUCCCUACUGAAGAGUGUUCAGCCAGACUCGUCCUCUCCUCGACAUGGUCAUAAUCGUAUCAUAGCGUACAGCCGACCUGUCUACUUCUGCCUCUGCUGCGGCCUCAUUUGGCUGCUGCACUACGGCAGCCUGAAAAUCUCCUCAUCUCGCUUCACCCUGUAUGGAGUCGCCCUCACCAGCUCACUACUGCUGGCAUCUGCCAGAGACCUUGUCAUAGUCUUUACUCUGUGCUUUCCUAUCGUGUUCUUUGUGGGGCUGCUGCCACAAGUCAACACAUUCGUCAUGUACCUCUUCGAGCAGCUGGACAUCCAUGUGUUUGGCGGCAACGCUUGCACAAGUCUCCUGUCAGCGCUGUACAGCGUCCUGCGCAGCAUUGUCACUGUCUCUUUGCUCUAUGGUUUCUGCUAUGGAGCUCUUAAGGAGACCUGGGAGCCGCACCACAUCCCGGUGUUGUUUUCUGUGUUCUGUGGCCUCUUGGUGGCAGUAUCUUACCACCUAAGCCGGCAAAGCAGUGAUCCCUCGGUCCUCAUCUCGCUGAUACAGUCCAAGAUUUUACCAAAUUUAAAGGAGAAGAACCCAGAGGACCCCCUUUCUGAGGUGCAGGACCCCUUGCCAGACAAGCUGAGGGCCUCAGUGAAUGAGCGCCUGCAGUCGGACCUGAUUGUCUGUGUGGUCAUUGCUGUCCUUUACUUUGCCAUACAUGUCAGCACAGUGUUCAUAGCCCUACAGCCUUUCCUCAGUUAUGUUCUGUACACUCUGCUGGGGACGGUGGGAUUACUCACCCACUACCUGCUCCCACAAGUUCGCAAACAGCUGCCCUGGUACUGCUUCUCUCACCCGUUGCUCAAAACAAAAGAGUACUACCAGUUUGAAGUCAGAGAUGCGGCUCAUGUUAUGUGGUUUGAGAAGCUUCAUGUGUGGCUGCUGUUUGUUGAAAAGAACGUUCUCUAUCCUCUCGUCAUUCUCAACGAGCUGAGCCGCAGCGCCAGGGAACUUGCCAGUCCAAAGAAACUUGACACAGAGGUUGGCGCGCUGAUGAUCACAAUAGCCGGCCUAAAGAUGCUUCGUUCCUGCUACAGCAGUCCCACCUACCAGUAUGUGACCAUCCUCUUCACCGUCCUCUUUUUCACCUUCGACUACCGCCAUCUGUCCGAGACGCUGCUGCUGGACCUCUUCAUUAUGUCCAUUGUUUUCAGCAAGUUGUGGGAGCUGUUUUACAAGCUGCACUUUGUUUACACCUAUAUUGCUCCAUGGCAGAUCACAUGGGGCUCAGCCUUCCAUGCCUUUGCUCAACCCUUCGCUGUGCCUCAUUCCGCCAUGCUGUUUGUCCAGGCUGCAGUAUCCGCAGUCUUCUCUACUCCCCUCAACCCCUUCCUCGGCAGCGCAAUCUUCAUCACCUCCUAUGUCCGACCCGUCAAAUUCUGGGAGAGAGACUACAACACCAAGAGAGUUGAUCACUCGAACACUCGGCUAGCCUCUCAGCUUGACAGAAAUCCAGGCUCUGAUGACAACAACUUGAACUCCAUCUUCUACGAGCACCUCACCCGCUCCCUGCAGCACAGCCUGUGUGGAGACCUCCUCCUGGGCCGCUGGGGAAACUUUAGCACCGGGGAUUGCUUCAUUCUAGCGUCUGACUAUCUGAACGCUCUGGUGCAUCUCAUUGAGAUCGGCAAUGGCCUGGUCACCUUUCAGCUCAGAGGGCUGGAGUUCAGAGGAACCUACUGCCAGCAGAGGGAAGUGGAGGCCAUCACUGAAGGAGUCGAGGAAGAUGAGGGCUGCUGCUGCUGCGAGCCAGGACAUCUCCCUCACAUCCUGUCCUUCAAUGCUGCCUUCGGUCAGCACUGGCUGGCCUGGGAGGUGCUGGUUACCAAAUAUGUUCUGGAGGGUUACAGUAUCACCGACAACAGCGCCGCCUCUAUGCUGCAGGUGUUUGACCUGAGGCGCAUCCUCACCACUUACUACGUCAAGGGUAUCAUCUACUACGUGAUCUCUUCACCCAAGCUCGAAGAGUGGCUGGCCAACGAGACCAUGAAAGAGGGCCUGCGAGGAUGUGGAGAGAGGAACUACGUGGACCUGGAUCCCACCUUCAAUCCAAACAUCGAUGAGGAUUAUGAUCACCGGCUCGCAGGCAUCUCCAGAGACAGUUUUUGUGGCAUCUACCUGGGUUGGAUCCAGUACUGUAACUCUCAAAGGGCUAAGCCACUAAACAGCGAUAAAGACUCGCCUCUUGUGAUGCUCUGCUUCGGCCUGUGCGUGCUGGGAAGGAGAGCACUGGGAACCGCAGCUCAUCACAUGUCCAGCAAUCUGGAGUCUUUCCUUUAUGGACUGCAUGCAUUAUUUAAAGGAGACUUCCGCAUCUCCUCAGUGCGAGACGAGUGGAUCUUUGCAGACAUGGAACUGCUCAGAAAAGUUGUGGUGCCUGGAAUCCGAAUGUCUCUUAAAUUACACCAGGACCACUUCACGUCCCCUGAUGAAUAUGAUGAGCCGGCCAUUCUUUACGAGGCGAUCUCCUCACACCAGCAGAACCUGGUCAUCGCUCACGAGGGCGACCCGGGCUGGAGGAGCGCUGUGCUGUCCAAUGCCCCUUCACUCCUCGCCCUGCGCCACGUGCUGGACGAAGGCACGAACGAGUACAAGAUCAUCAUGCUCAAUCGCCGAUACCUCAGCUUCCGCGUCAUCAAGGUGAAUAAAGAAUGUGUCAGAGGCCUCUGGGCUGGGCAGCAACAGGAGCUGGUGUUCCUGAGAAAUAGAAAUCCUGAGCGUGGGAGCAUCCAGAACGCCAAGCAGGCCCUGCGUAACAUGAUCAAUUCUUCCUGUGACCAGCCCAUUGGGUAUCCGAUCUACGUGUCUCCGCUGACCACCUCCUACUGCAACACACAUCCACAGCUCGGACACAUCCUGGGAGGGCCCAUCAGCAUCGCCAACAUCUGCAACAUUGUUGUCAGCACCUGGCAUAGGUUAAGGAAAGGCUGUGGUGCAGGUUGCAACAGUGGAGGGAAUAUUGAGGAUUCGGAUGCAGGGGGUCUGUCGUGCGGCAGUGGGAAUGGGACAGGCGGAGAUUCUCACCAGAGCUCAAUGUCGCACGGUGGAACCACUGGACCUGCUCCUCCUCACUCAUACCAGCCCCAUUCUCUAGGCACCAGCCAGAGCGCUCAGUCUGUUCAGUCCGGUUUGGUGCGUCAGUCCCCGGCCCGUGCCUCUAUGGCCAGCCAGUCUUCAUCAUUCCGCUAUAGCAGCAGCCGCCAUUCAUCCCUGCGCACCUCCACUACAGGCUUGGAGCCCUGCCGCCGCUCCUCCACCAGCCAGCUGUCCCUGCGCACGCUCCCCACAUCCCUGCAGCUCCGGUUGGGCUCCACGUCUGACCCUGCUGGCCCCUCGUCCUCCCUCUCCAGCCACAGCAUCCCUCCUUGCAAACGCCACACUUUAGUGGGCCUCCUGGGAAACGACGGUGUCUGCAGCACCGUGACAGAUCCCCUUAGCCAGCUUCAUAACCAUCAUCACCAUCCACAGCAGCACAACCCCACCGUCUCCACGGUACGGAGAGAUGACAUCUCGUACAGAGUGCAGCUAGUGGAUGUGACUCAGGUGCUCGAGAACAUCAACCUGCCGAAACGGAAGGAGCUACUGUGGCCUGACGAGACCAUGAGACUGAGGGCAGGACGGACCUGCUGGAGGGACUGGAGCCCUGUUGAGGGCAUGGAAGGUCAUGUGAUUCACCGGUGGGUGCCUUGUAGCCGAGACCCAGCCAGUCGCUCCCAUAUCAACAAGACCAUCCUGCUGGUACAGGUGGAAGAUAAGCUAGUGCCCAUUAUUGAUACUGGGGUCAUUGAGUUGGGUGCUGAGGUUUGAGACUAUAUAGCGAGCACACACAACUGCACACAUGACCAGCUGCUUGUGUGGAGACAGCCAGACGCAACCCACUGGCUUUCACCAGAGCUCAAGAUCCUACACACAAGGGAACUGGGAGCUUCCCCCUCGCUCCCAUUCCUUAGCGCUGAGGGGGGAAAGGAAGCCAGGGAAAAGUGCAAGCACGGGCAGAGUCUACUUUUAUCGAACAUUAUUUACCGCAUCCACAGUAUCUGCCUUGCGUUGCAUUUCAGAAAUGCUGCAUGAUGGUAAACAACCCUUACGUUAAGUUAUUCUUUGCUACUGUUAAUUCAUUUCUAUGCAUUACAUCCACAGUUUUCUUAGAUUUUUCGGCAGAGUGUAAGGCAUGUGAGAUUUUUUUUCCUAAUGUUUUGUAAAUCCUUUAAUAUUUUUGCCAAAUGAUUCUGUUCAUUAUUUGCCAUGGUUUUUUGUUUUUUUUUUUACAAGUAAAAGCUUUCCUGUACUUUGUUUUGGCUGCCAAGACUGCAGAGAAAGUUAUCAUGCAGGACGGAGACAGGUGAGGGACUCAAGAAAGCUGUCCCCCCAACCAGCUCUGUUUGAUUGUUGUCAUUCCUUUUUGUGGAUUAGUUUGAAUUUUGCAAGAUUAAGCUGCGCAAAGAAAGAAAGAAAGAAACUUGCACUAUUUUUUUUAAGUGAUGCACUACAAUCUUUAGAUCACCUUUUAUUUAUUACAGACUCUGAAUGACCAUGGUUACUGAUGCCUUGGGGAAUGACAAAAUGCAAUCAUUAUUCUGUUUUCAGACAUUUUUAUUUCAAUUUUGUUUUGGUUUGAUAAACUUGAAAAUAACUUUUUACUGUAUAUGAAUUAAUCUAUACAUAUAUAUAUAUUUACACAAAUAUAUAUAAUGUCUAUAUAUGAAAGAUUUUGUUUUGAAUAUUUAUUACUGUGAAACAUAGUAUUUACACUUUGUUCGAUCUCUUUUUUUUCCUUUUGGGACAAAGCUUAUGUAUUAAGGACCAUCGGUUGAAAACAAGAUGCCGCUUUUUUGAUGGACUGUUUCACUAUUUAACUGAAUUCUUUUCUAUAUGGAGAAAUAAAAAAAGGUUUGAUUUAA